Molecule: messenger RNA, 2707 nt
Organism: Motacilla alba alba
Lineage: Eukaryota; Metazoa; Chordata; Aves; Passeriformes; Motacillidae
Gene: GPC4
Product: glypican 4
Exons: 9
Coding region: 16-1893 (625 amino acids)
Biological process (GO): regulation of protein localization to membrane; cell migration; regulation of signal transduction
Cellular component (GO): synapse; extracellular region; plasma membrane
Source: RefSeq, a predicted model, not a curated record
CUCCACCACCACCCCAUGUGCUUCCUGCCGGGCCAAGUUCGCGGAGCGCCGCCGCACGCCGGGCCAGCGGAGCGGAGCCGCAGCGGAGCGGGGCGCAGGGCAGCGGGCGCGGCUGCAGCGGGGCGCGGCGGGGCAGGCUCGGCGGAGCGCCGGCUCCAGCCUCGGGGCGCGCUCGCCCGGCCGCGGCGGCCCCUGCCCGCCCGCACCAUGCCGCGGCGGCGCGGCUGCCUGCCGCCCCUCCUGUGCGCGCUGGCCGCCCUCAGCCUGCCGCUGCUGCUGGCCGCCGAGCCCCGCGCCAAAAGUUGCUCCGAAGUGCGGAGGCUCUACGCCGCCAAGGGCUUCAGCCAGAGCGAGGCGCCCAGCCACGAGAUCAGCGGUGACCACUUAAAAGUCUGCUCGCAAGGCUACACAUGCUGCUCUCAAGAAAUGGAGGAGAAGUACAGUCAGCAGAGUAAACACGACUUCAGAAACGCUGUCGUAGAGCUUAGCAAUCACCUACAAAACAUGUUUAGUUCCCGAUACAAGAAGUUUGAUGAGUUUUUCAAAGAGCUCCUGGAGAACGCAGAGAAGUCUCUGAACGACAUGUUUGUGCGGACGUACGGCCGGCUGUACAUGCAGAACUCGGAGCUCUUCAAGGACCUCUUUGUGGAGCUGAAGCGCUACUACGUGGGCGGCAACGUCAACCUGGAGGAGAUGCUCAACGAGUUCUGGGCGCGCCUGCUGGAGCGCAUGUUCCGGCUGGUCAACCCCCAGUACCACUUCACGGAUGAGUACCUGGAGUGUGUCAGCAAGUACACGGAGCAGCUGAAGCCCUUCGGGGACGUGCCGCGGAAGCUCAAGCUGCAAGUGACGCGAGCCUUCGUGGCCGCCCGCACCUUCGCGCAGGGCCUGGCCGUCGCCAGGGAUGUCAUCAGCAAAGUGUCUGCGGUGAACCCCACGCCGCAGGGAACGCGGGCGCUGCUGAAAAUGAUGUACUGCCCACACUGCCGAGGGCUGGUGUCGGUGAAGCCCUGCUACAACUACUGCUUUAAUGUCAUGAGAGGCUGCUUGGCCAACCAAGGGGACUUGGAUGCCGAGUGGAAUACCUUUAUGGAUUCAAUGCUGCUGGUAGCAGAGAGGCUGGAGGGACCUUUCAACAUCGAGUCUGUCAUGGACCCCAUUGAUGUGAAAAUUUCAGAUGCCAUCAUGAACAUGCAGGAGAACAGCAUGCAGGUGUCUCAGAAGGUUUUCCAGGGAUGUGGCCAGCCAAAAACACUUGCCCAAGGCCGGACUGCUCGCUCUGUCUCUGAAGGUGGCUUCACUGCUCGUUUCAGACCCUACAACCCAGAGGAGCGACCGACAACAGCUGCUGGCACGAGCCUGGACCGACUGGUUACUGAUGUGAAAGAGAAGCUGAAACAAGCCAAAAAAUUUUGGUCAUCUCUCCCUGGCAACAUUUGCAAUGAUGAAAAGAUGUCUGUAGGCACUGUCAAUGAGAAUGAAUGCUGGAAUGGAAGCGCCAAGAGCAGGUAUGACUUUGCAGUGACUGGAAAUGGCUUAGCAAGUCAAGUGAAUAACCCAGAGGUUGAAGUGGACAUUACCAAGCCAGACAUGGUGAUUCGCCGGCAAAUCAUGGCUCUGCGGGUGAUGACCAACAAGCUGAAGAAUGCUUACAGUGGCAACGACGUCGACUUCAUUGACAUAAGUGAGGAGAGCAGCGGGGAGGAGAGCGGCAGCGGCUGCGAGCUCCAGCAGUGCUCCCCGGAGUUCGAGUUCAACGCCACCGAGGUCACCGGGAGCUCCAACAAGAGCGACAAGACCGUGAACACUUCUGCUGCCACCAGAAGCGGUCUAUCACAAGCAGCCUUGCUCCUUAGCAUUUUGUUCUUGGCCAUGCAAAGACAAUGGAGAUAAUUGUGCAGCAUAGGGGGAGGGGAAAAGACUUUUAUUAUCAAAGGUAGAAGGCACCUGCUUUCACUUUUAUACCAUCUAGAGACUUUGCUUUUUAAGUUAAUGGACAACAGUGUACAGUUUUUACUAUGUUGCCACUGGUUUUAAGAUACUGAUUUAUUUUUUUCCCUUGCUAUCCUGGGAAUAACAGGAAUGGGAAGUACCAGUCUAUCCCGUUCACCAAGAGUCCAUGUUAGAGGUGGAUAACAAAAAUGUAUAUACAAGCCUGUAGUUAGCUCUGCAUUUGUGUCUUUAUCACUUUUUUUUUUCUUUUACUGUAUUUCUUACGAAAACAAAAACCCCAGGGUCUUCUCUUGGCCUGUAACAAGUAUGUGUUUCUGAAAUGAGAAAUAUCUGUACAGAAGCAGGUUUUAUUUAUCAUGUUAUCUUAUGAGGAAAAAAUAAUUGCCCAACAAGCAGAAAAUGUUUCAUGUAGUUAACUUCCCAUUUAUCCACAUUAUGUUAGUUGCCUUAUCUGGAGAGAAGUGGAAGUCAUUUGUCUUUAUUAUGCGGUGAAACAGAAGGUGAAGGCAGAACUGGUCAUCGUGCCAAGGGCCCCGUUUGCUUAGGGCAUCCAUGCCAGGAGCAGGUUGUGCUUGCUUUACAGGAGGUUUGGUUAAAUUGGAAGGGACUACAGAGAUUUCCCAUUCUGCAGACGCUGAGAAGAGUUGUCGUUUGCUCCCCGGGAUCCUUGCAAUCAGCUGUAACUCCUGUGGGUCAGUUCCCAACGUGCAUCCCCCGUGGGAAUGAGGCAUUAAACUUGUUCGGUUGGAAACAA